CCUGGUGAUUAAAAAAAGAUGAACCCAUUUAUUCAACAUUGAUUAUUUUAACAAAUUCAGAAGUACCUUAACAUAAAAUUAAGGUUAUAGUGUACUUGUAACCAUCCGUCUCUGCUUGGUACAGCCCCAGUUCAUGUGACGGUGCUCUGGUGUGUGUGGGACCUCGUCGUUGGCGUGCCAGAGGAGGAGAGAGGAGGCAGAUGGAGAUGUGUAUCCUGUGUCACGAAGCGCAGGAGAUCCUACCUGAUGGCGCCGUCAUGGUGCUCGCUGCCUUUGUCCAACGCUCUACGGUCAUGUCCGAGAACCACAAAAGACCCCCUCACAAUCCAGAGAGCUAUGAUCCCCUCUUCAUGCACCCUGACCUGUCCUUUGGUACCCAUACCGGCAGCUGUGGCCACAUCAUGCACUCUCACUGCUGGCAUAGGCAUGUGUUGAGCCAUGGCUUAUGGAUCACAGGACCUGCCCGAUGUAUGUGUGACAUCCUCAAAUCCCUCAGAGUAGAGGUGAGGUGUGUGCGUAAAUGGAUUCAUGAGAGUUUCUCAUCUCUCUAGAGACGGAUGUUGAGGAGCAGCACAUGUAGACGGUCACUUCUGAUUUGCAUUCGUUUCCCAGCAGCACUGAGUACUUUCACACACACUGUGACUCAGUCUCCAGCAUACACCCCAACUCCGAGUCUCUCACACAGCGAUCAAUCUCUAUGAAUCUCUGCAUGCAACAGAGCAGCUGGGUCCUGCUGACCACACACAUGAAGGUGAGAAGUGCGCGUACACACACACACACACACACACACACACUGUAUUUCAGCCUGCCUUGCUUAAUUCCAGAAGCUGCUGCUAAUAAGCUAGUUUUUUCACUGUGUGUGUGUGUGUGUGUGUGUGUGUGGAGGAGGGGGGUUUGUAUUAUUUUGGAAGCACACACCUGUAUUUGGACUAAACAUACUAGCAUGACCACAAAAAGAUUCAAGAUCAUGGCUCUACUGACGAGAGGCCAUCAGGUUUGAGAGAACGCUGAUAUUCUUGUCCUGGGUUCAAUGGAAACAUGGUGUCAGAAUGUGCGCUGGUCUGUCAAUACAGUUCCCUCUGAAAGGUUUGGAACAGCAAGCCCAGGAUUUAUUUUUAUUAUACACUGAAGACAUUUGGCUUUGCGAUAUGUUGGUGAUUUUAAGGACAUUCCAAACAUGUUCCAAUAUUUUUGAUCAUUUGAAAAAUGGGUAGGUUUAAACAAGGUGCCAUAUUUUAAGUUGUUUGACCAGAAUUUAAUUUCCUAAUAUUUACAACUAAAUUUGUUAAUCAACUCCUAUUCAUCGUUUGAUCUCAAGCCCAAAUGUUUCCAGUAUAUAGCAAACCAAAAUAAUUGCCCUUGCUGUUCUAAUACUUUUCUCCAUAUAAUGGGAAUAGCUCAGCAGCGGUGUUCUUCACAGUGGCUGACAGUUUUUGGUCUUGGUCUUGUCACUGAGUUGACCUGUGGAGAUCCAGGGCAGGUUUCAUGGUGAUUUUCUCUGGCAGGUGCGGCAUCUUCAAGUUACUUGGUUACAGUUAUAUUUCUAUAGCACUUUUCUAGACACUCAAAGUGCUUUACACUGGGAGGAGACCACUAGUGUGUAUCUUCCACCUGGAUGAUGGGACAGCAGUCAUAGUGCUCCAGAACUCCCACCACAAACAAGCUAUUAGUGGAGAGGAGAGAGUGAUGUAGCCAAUUCAGAGAUGGGGAUUAUUAGGGGGUGAUUGAGAAGGUCAAUGAGGGAAUUUGGGCAGGACACUGCGGUUAUACCCAUACUCUUUUUU
Ictalurus punctatus (channel catfish) is the source of this 1784-nucleotide messenger RNA. Its product is annotated as E3 ubiquitin-protein ligase UBR2-like. Gene Ontology annotation, biological process: ubiquitin-dependent protein catabolic process via the N-end rule pathway. The transcript is spliced from 3 exons. Bases 201 to 551 code for a protein of 116 amino acids. Gene Ontology annotation, cellular component: ubiquitin ligase complex; cytoplasm. Lineage: Eukaryota; Metazoa; Chordata; Actinopteri; Siluriformes; Ictaluridae. Gene Ontology annotation, molecular function: ubiquitin protein ligase activity. The record is from RefSeq and is a predicted model, not a curated record.